GGUACUAGAGGGUGGGGGGCACCCGGAGCCCGCGCUCCGGAAGUGAAGCGGCCACUCCACCCGCUAAUGGAUGCGCGGCGGCCGACUGGCAGACCGCUCUCCGCGCCAGGGCCUAAAAACACAUGGUUCAUGUUUGUGUGUAACAGGACAGCUUGAUUUGGAUGAAGUUAAGACACAUCCAUACUAUUAUAUAGAGGUGGGAGACAUCUUCCAGAGCUGGAAGCUGAAUAUAUGCGCCUUGAUUCUUGAGGAACAUUCUGGAACACAUAAACAGGAGUCCUCACUAUCUUGCUGUAUGACUCCCCAGAGUUUUGGGUGCUAGAGUGAAAGCCACCUCCCCACUGACUAGAGAGAGGAGAAGUGACAGAAACCGGGAGAUUCUGGGGCGAGCAGUUGUUCCAGGUGCCUCAUAGUGACAAGAGCCAGCACCACCCAGCUGCCUACGGCUCCCAGAAACAGCAGCAAGCCCACUGCAGAGCCACAGGGCUGGUAACUGCAGCCCACCCCAUCCACUCAUUAACCCUGCUGUGGGUCUGAAGACACAAAGGAAGUGCCUGGUUCUUGACACUGAGCCAAAGGACAAAGCAUUGAUCCAUAAGGCUCUGAUUGGGGAGUGAGCCAGGCAGGGACUACGUGCAGAGGCACAUCCUGGUGCAGAGGCACAUCCUGGUGCAGAGGCACAUCCUGGUGCAGAGGCACAUCCUGGUGCAGAGGCACAUCCUGGUGCAGAGGCACAUCCUGGUGCAGAGGCACAUCCUGGGACCAUGGCAGUGGCACUGUUGGAGGAGUGGUGCAAGAUAAUGAGCGUGAGUGACCGGAAGUCAUUGCUGGUGACUGGCAUACCAGCCGACUGUGGGGAGCCCGAGAUCCAGGCAGUCCUUCAGGAGGCGCUCAAGUGUGUGGGCAACUACCACCUGCUAGGCAAGAUAUUCCAGAAGCAAGACAACACGAAUGCUGUCUUACUAGAACUCAUGGAGGACACGGAUAUGUCUGUGGUCCCCAGUGAGGUGCAGGGGAAAGGAGGUGUCUGGAAAGUGAUCUUUAAGACCCCUAACCAGAACAGCGAGUUUCUCCAGAGACUGAACCUCUUUCUAGAAAAAGAAGGCCAGACGGUUGCAGGGAUGUUCCGAGCCCUGAAGCAGGAGGGAGUGUCCCCAGCAACCACAACCUGCGCAUCCCCUGAGUUACUGGCCCACUUGGUGGGGCAGGCAAUGGCUCACGCUCCAAGGCCUCUGCAGCAGCCUGUGAGGUACUGUAAGUUGCGAGUGUUCUCUGGGAGCACAGUGCCUGGCCCAGAGGAAGAGUCCUUUGAGAUCUGGCUGGAACAGGCCACUGAGAUAGCCAAAGAGUGGCCCAUCCCGGAGGCAGAAAAGAAAAAGUGGAUGAUGGAGAGCCUCCGCGGCCCCGCCCUGGACCUCAUGCACAUCGUACAGGCAGACAACCCAUCCAUCGGUGUGGACGAGUGUCUGGAAGCCUUUAAGCAGGUGUUUGGGAGCCUGGAGAGCCGUAGGAGCUCGCAGGUAAGAUACCUAAAGACCUAUCAGCAAGAAGGGGAGAAAAUCUCAGCCUACGUGCUCCGGCUGGAAACUCUGCUCCGAAGAGCUGUGGAAAAACGGGCUAUUCCCCGGAACAUUGCUGACCAGGUACGCCUGGAGCAGGUCAUGGCUGGGGCCAACCUUAGCAAUGUUCUAUGGUGCCGUUUACGGGAGCUGAAGGAUCAGGGCCCGCUACCCACCUUUUUGGAGCUGAUAAAGGUGAUACGAGAGGAAGAAGAAGAAGAGGCCUACUUUGAACAUGAGAGUAGGGAGGAGCCAGGGGAACGAGAGGGCUAUGGCCGCUGGGACAAUUCAAGGAACAACUGAGAGACACCCCUACUCCUGUCACCCCCUGGUGAGCAUAGGGAUAGUGCUUGGCGAGGCUAAUCCAAUUACAGUGGAUUUUUCUCUAGUUGAAGUCAAGCAUUAGAACCAAAUAUUUUCUUUUAUUUUGACAGGGUCUCUACUUAAUAGACCAGGCUGGCCUUGAUCUUGCACUUUUCCUGUCUCAGGCCUCCCAAGUUGAGUUCUGGGAUUAGAGGAGGGUACCACCACUAGUGCCCCAUCUCAACUUUUCUUUCGGAGAAAAAAUGCCUGGGCUCUGAGUAGCCUGGUUUGGUGGACUCUUAAGCAGAGUGUCAGUAAAUACAAGACUGGGUUCCUAAAACACCUAACGCUCCUGUACUUUAGUUUCCGUGAAGCACACCAGGGUCAGCCAGACGGCUCCAUUGGUAAGUCUGCUUGCCAACCUCUUCAGAGCGGGUAAUGAUGUGAAUAGGGAAUAGAAAUUGUUCAGGCAGGAGCUGGAAGGAUGGCUCCGUGGUUAAGUGCUAUUCUUCCAGAGGAGUUCAGAACCCCGCACCCGCAUGGUGGUUCACAGUCACUCAUAACUCCAGUUCCAGGGGACCCGACACCUUCUUCUGUUCUCUUCGGGCACUGCACACAUGUGGUACACACAUAUAUAUGUGCAGAGGACACACAUAAAAUAAAUCUUUAGAAAGAAAGAAAAGAAACAGGCGAGGCAGUUUUGGGGCAUUCCAAGAGUAUCCCUGGUUCUCUGACCCAUGGAUGUCACAAAGGAACUCUCGUUUCUCAUUGAAACCUUCAUGGAGGUUACACCUGAAGGUGGGACUGGGACCUCAGCCGGAUACUAAUCCCUUUGUAAAUAACUUUAGAAAUAGAUCUCUAGAUUUUCAUGAUAAAAAAUUGCUUAUAUCUGUUCCCCAGUUUUAGCCCAUCUCCUAAACGAUUUUAGUACCUCUUCAGAGGAGGGAAUUUCACAGUGGCCUUGAUUGGGGCUUUUCUGAGUCUCUUAAGAGAAAAACAUUUCCUUCUGGUCAGAAGAGUGGAAUCUACCUCUUGCUUAGGUGGAACCCUAACAUUCCAAACUAACCAAAACAUAAGAGUUAAUCCAAUUGGGCAGGUCCGUUACCUGGCUAACGGACUGCACAUCAGGAAGGCAGAUUCAUCUAACUCCAUGCUAAAGAGAUGGGAGGAAUAAUUAUCCCCCUAAUGAGAACAUGUACUUUUGCUUCCCAGAAUCUCUGUUAUCUGUAUAGUCACAACAGAGCCACCACAAAAAUGAAACUUGCUCUUUUUCUUUUCUUUUGCCUGGGGCCCAAACCUAAGUAAGCUUUUUCUAGUACUUCAGGCUUUUUCUUCUCUUUCCAUAUGACUGCUUGCUAAACCUCUACCUAACUCAAAAAAGAAAAGAAAAAGAAAGAGAGAGAGAGAGAGAGAGAGAGUCAUGGCUUUCUCUCUUCUCCAUGUCCUUCUUCAGGAAGGUUUGAUCCCCAGAGAACCAACUCCUACAAGCUGUCACCUCUCUCUCUCUCUCUCUGUCUCUCUGUCUCUCUGUCUCUCUGUCUCUCUCUCUCUCUCUCUCUCACACACACACACACAAUGUUCUAAACCACACCAAAUAGACCAAUGUUGACUCAUACCAUAAAAGAAAGAAUUGACCUUAUUUUUAAAAUCAAAACAAAACCCAAAAACAGCUUUUGCAAUAAGCUUGAAAGAUGAGGUGGAAUGGCUUGUCAGGUCAUUUCCUGUCUCAAAUCAGCAAAUUCUGUCAGACUCUGGAAGCUUCCUCCAGCUGUCAUCUAUAGCUAAGCAGUCACGGGCCUUGCAGUAGGAUCUGGGGUGAUGGGAGGCAGGUCUUCCUCCACCACAUGAAUGAGACCAUCAUGGCUUUCGGUUUCUAACGUCACCUGCAGAGUGUCCCCCUCCACACAUGCCUUUCUUCUACUUCAUGUAGAUGGUUCCAGACCCAGCUGCAGUGUCAGUCUCAACCCAUGGAUGAUUCGUGAAGUCUGUUACCAAGAGGUACACAGCUAUAGAGAGAUGUCUUUGAGAAAAAGAUGGAUGUUCAAAGACACACACAGAAUUGGACACACACAUAGUGUGUGUGACUACCACUCUAGUCUAUUUAACCAUGAAGACUUUAACUGGCAGCGGGAAUGAAGCAGAGAAAAAGACCUCACAACCUACUGAGGGCUGCAACGUGCAACGUGUUUCAUAUAAAUCCCACUUCAUGUGUGUAGCAAUCUACUCUUUACAGGGUGGUGUGUGUGUGUGUGUGUGUGUGUGUGUGUGUGUGUGUGUGUGUGUGUGUGUUACUCUUCAUAAAGAGAAAGAAGCAAAACUCAAAUGAGUUAAAUGGUCUCAACCCCAAAAUGUUCAGAAGUGAUACCUAGAUAGAAGCCCAGGACAGAUUUUGGGAACCCACCCUCCAUUAACUAUGUGUCACUCAAAUGUAUCUUCUUAGUUCUAUAGAUUGGUUUUUGAACAGAUGUAUUUUAAACUCCUUAAAUCUCAAACACACAGCAGGUAGUUUCAAGUGUGCUGAUGACCAAGUCUCAGCAUAUCAGUGUUCUCCAAGUUUGCCUUUGUUUCCAGACUUACCCAUUUGUGGCAAAACAAAGCUCCCUGCUGGCAUUGGUGUACAUAUUUCAAGCUCUCUGUAAUUGUGCACAGACUUGAAAGUUGUAGUGUCUUGUGUGUGUCGAGUGCACGAGGACAUGGUAAACAAACACCACUUAGUUACAUGCUAGGCAGAGCCCUGACACCGUUCAUGUACAGCCUUGUGGUAGAUCCUUGUGUGCUGUAAGCAAGUUGCUUAGUUUUCCUCAACAUCCGUUUCCUUAUCUAAAAAUGAGCUGCCAUCAGAUCACGUGACACAAUGCCAUUUACAGUCUUCAAGUAACAUUUGGAAAUUAGAAACCCCUCGAUAACACUGAGUACCUUGGUGUUUUCGAGACAGUUUGUUGUCACCUCAAUGCAUGUUCUCCUGACCUUUCUAGUUGUGUGGAAACAAGAUGUAACAGACUUCCAGUCAUGAUGUUCCUGCCAUUGGGAAGCAUUUUAGUUCUUUUGCACAUCUGUGAUAAGUAUUCCAGAAGUGGUUGGUAACUGUUAGUUGAUUUGAUUUUGAAAUGGUAACCUGCUCUUCUGGGUUGUGGUUAGUUUAAUUGAAGAAUAAGAAUUGUGAAAGAAGUAUUUUUAAAAGUCAUUAUCUGUGAUGAUUUAUCUUUCUGAAAUACAGUUCUCAACACCAUCCAACCACAGUGAUGUGAUUGUCAUUGUUGACCAUUAUAUCCUGACUCCAUGUGGCUCUGUGUUCCUGGGAUCAGCCUCACCAUUGUCACUGACUGUGAAUUUAAAUGUUACCACUGUCAAGCUAUGAAAUAAAUCUGAGAAAGUGAAA
Mesocricetus auratus (golden hamster) is the source of this 5241-nucleotide messenger RNA. It is a transcript of the gene Pnma2, whose product is annotated as PNMA family member 2. The record is from RefSeq and is a predicted model, not a curated record. NCBI's taxonomy places the organism in Eukaryota, Metazoa, Chordata, Mammalia, Rodentia, Cricetidae. Bases 765 to 1862 code for a protein of 365 amino acids. The transcript has 3 exons.